GCAAAUUAAGCUCAUUCCUACAGAAACAACUACUGCUCCCCUUUUUUAACAAAGACAAUAUCUCAAGAAAAUCAUCUUUUCUUGACCUCAAAGAACCCACAUUAAGGAAAAAUGUCAAUACUGUGGAUUUCCAUCGUUGGUUUAUUUUGUAUAUUUAAUUGUGUCGACGGCAAUGACGAAGGAUGGAUUGAAGCUCAUGCCACUUUCUAUGGAGGUGGUGAUGCAUCCGGAACCAUGGGUGGGGCAUGUGGUUACGGGAAUUUGUACAGCCAAGGAUAUGGUACAAAUACAGCAGCAUUGAGCACAGCAAUGUUCAACAAUGGAUUGAGCUGUGGGGCUUGCUUUGAGAUUAAGUGCGUUGGUGACUCGAAAUCGUGUAUUCCAGGGUCUAUAGUGGUCACUGCUACUAAUUUCUGCCCACCAAAUUACGCCCUACCAAACAAUGCAGGAGGGUGGUGCAACCCUCCCCUGCACCACUUUGACCUCUCUCAGCCUAUUUUCCAACAAAUUGCUCUGUACAGAGCUGGAAUUGUCCCUGUUUCUUACCGAAGGGUACCCUGCCAGAAAAAAGGAGGCAUCAGAUUUACAAUGAACGGUCACUCAUACUUCAACUUGGUGCUCGUGACUAACGUCGGAGGUUCUGGUGAUGUUAAUGCAGUUUCGGUUAAAGGUUCUAGAACCGACUGGAUACCUAUGUCACGUAAUUGGGGUCAAAAUUGGCAGAGCAAUUCCAAUCUAGAUGGUCAAAGCCUCUCGUUUAAAGUCACCACUGGUGAUGGCCGCACUUUAAUUUCCGACGACGCUAUCCCUGCCGGUUGGUCCUUUGGCCAAACUUUCACCGGCGCCCAGUUCACUUAAUUAAUCAAUUUAGCUAUAAAAUAAUAAAUAAUCAAUUGCAGUGUGACAAAUUAGGACUAUAGUAAUUAGUGUUGAUGGGAAGGGCUUAUUUUUAAAGUGGCUCUACACCAUUUUUUCUUCUUUAUUAAUGCUAGUAACUAGUAAUAUAUGAAGUUCUGUCUGUGGUUAUUUUAGGAGGACAGAAAUUGAGGACCGAGGUGGUGGAUUUUAAUGUCACUACCCGCCUCAGUACUCCAUUCUAGGGGAAUAUUAUAGUUUAGUGGUAAAACCUGUUUUUUACUAAUUCUUCAUUUUGGUUUGCAUGAAUAUUGAAACAGUAUAUUGUGGUCGUUUUAAGUAUGUCAUUUUCUUUUUCUUGAUUUGCGUGUGAUUUCUGAUUGUAAAACGGUUGGUGUUGUAUGUUUUUCUCUUUAAAAGAGAAGAAGUGAAUAAAAGUCAGUAUUAUUAA
Molecule: messenger RNA, 1306 nt
Organism: Nicotiana tabacum (common tobacco)
Lineage: Eukaryota; Viridiplantae; Streptophyta; Magnoliopsida; Solanales; Solanaceae
Product: expansin-A15-like
Biological process (GO): plant-type cell wall organization
Cellular component (GO): extracellular region
Source: RefSeq, a predicted model, not a curated record